Messenger RNA from Leptinotarsa decemlineata (Colorado potato beetle), 718 nucleotides. It is a transcript of the gene neb, whose product is annotated as kinesin family member nebbish. The record is from RefSeq and is a predicted model, not a curated record. Lineage: Eukaryota; Metazoa; Arthropoda; Insecta; Coleoptera; Chrysomelidae. Gene Ontology annotation, biological process: microtubule-based movement. Gene Ontology annotation, molecular function: microtubule motor activity; microtubule binding; ATP binding.
UGCCAAUGUCGAACGUUUAAAUUUUUUAAUUUGAAAUAACAACCGUUUACUCAGCUUAUUAUUGAUAGAAAAAGCUUUAAAAAUCUUAUGUAUCGACAUGUGACAGUAUAGAAACUUUAUGGUUGAAAGUAUUUUCUAAUAAUGGCUCUAUCAGCUCCUGGGACACCCAGGAACUAUUUAGGGGCAGUUAAAAAAACAGGAAUUUUAAAAGAUAAAACGAAUCGGAAUAUACCGAAGACUCCUAAACCUCAAUUUUCAACCCCUAAAAUAAAUUAUGCCACUCCGAAAUCAAGAAGAGUCGAGGUUGUCCAAAAUACCCCAGAUUGCUUCAACCCUGUCACUGUUGAAACCCCUAUCGCACACCGAAGAAGCAAAGAAAAGUUUGAUGAAGUCAGUAAUUUAAUAGUAGCUGUGAGAAUAAGGCCAAUGAAUAGCAGGGAACUGGCAUGUGUUGGAGCCACUGAUGUAGUUCGAGUUCUUAAUAAGGAGUUGACAAUCCGAACACAAAUGUUGGGCACCACAGGUAUGAGCACUGAUCAUAUUUUUCAGUAUGAUCACGUGUUCUGGUCCAGUAACGAAUUAAAUCCAGCAUAUACCUCCCAGGAAGAUGUGUUCAGGGCUCUAGGUGAACCUCUUCUCGACAGUGCCUUUCAGGGCUACAACGCUUGCUUAUUUGCCUACGGGCAAACCGGUUCCGGCAAGAGCUUCAGCAUGAUGG